CAAAAUCAAACCUUAUGCUCAAACAAGUCGCUUCUACCAAAAGCAGCCCAAAAGAUUCUUUUCCACCUUUAUUCCGGUAAGUUUUGGAAAUGUUAAAGGGACACCCUUAUGGCUGUACAGGCCCAAUGCAACAGCUCCUCUGGCUCUGACCCAAUCUCUUAUGAAGAAGGAUCAGGUCCAUUGGCAGUCAUCAUUAUCCCAAGCUUGCUGGCUCUCAGCACCCUGAUCGUUGUCUCUCAGAUAAUAUGGAGCUUUAUUACCAAAAGAUCAUCAGCUCAGAUUAUCACAGGUUCAUCUUCAAAUGUAAAUGAAGGGGACCAUGUACCUUUGGACACAGGCUUUGUGAACAUGAGGCCUGCACAGGAUGCUCUGGAUCCAUGGGAGAUACCUGCUCAGUGCACUCUGGAGGGGGUGGAGCCGUUUCAGAUGGGACGUUAUGGGCCAAUCUGCACGGGUCAGCUAAAACAAGACAGCACAUCCACUGCUGUAGUGAUUAAAACUCUUAAAGAAGGGUCAAAUCAACCAGAGGCCACUGAAUUUGUGGAUUUUGUCCUUUUCCACGUAGCAGUGAGCAAACAUGAGAAUAUAGUCAAGAUGUUAUACUGCCAGACACGCCGGAUGCCCAUGUACCUGGUUUUGGAGGCAAGCGUUCCAGGGAACCUCCUGCAUUUUCUCUGGAGUCUUCGAGAGGACAGAUGUGGCGCAAGUGAUAAUUUCCAGAUGUUUUCAGAGAGAUCCGUUUAUCAUGUAGCUAAACAGGUAGCAGCAGGACUGGACUAUUUACUCUCCUACCACAGAAUUAUUCAUGGGGAUGUCGCAGCCCGGAACAUGCUGAUUGGUUCAGGGCUCUCUGUGAAAGUCUCUGGAUUGGAUUUGGCUUUUAAGAGCCGACAGUCGAGAACGGUGGACAAAGAACAAGAAGCCAAUGUGCCAGUAAAAUGGAAGGCCCCUGAACGGAUGAUGAGGCUUCCCCUAACAGACAGAAGUGAUGUAUGGUCCUUUGGAAUCCUGCUUUAUGAGAUGAUAACCCUGGGGUCUCCUCCCUAUCCUGACCUGGAUCCAUCUGAAGUGCUGCCAAACACUUUAGCCCAUUACCGAAUGAAAAGACCAGAAAACUGUGGAGCCCCAUUGUAUGACUUAAUAAAGUACUGCUGCAUGUGGAACUUCAAGGACCGGCCUGUGUAUUCUGCCAUUAUUCGGCUUCUAGACUCGUACAAAUACUUCGCUGACACAAAACCACUUUGCGCUGGACAGCAAAUGGACAUCUGUGAAUACAGGAGGAAAGCAGGACUGCCUCCAUUAGAUCUAUUCAAUCAAAGAAAAAUUUAAUUGAUCAUUUCUACAGUGCAUGAAAAUGGCACAAUUGAUUCAGUUCCAUUAAGACUGACAUCAAUUAAUAAUAAUAAAGUCUAGCUUGUCACAACCAGCAGAAUGUCACUAGAGGUCGCCCUAUUUCUCGAAACUGGAGAUUGCAUGCAUAGUGGUCAACUAAAAUUGAUCUCAAUGCUUCCAGCUAAAUACAUUUGUUACUAAUGUAAUACCAAAAAUAGAAGAAGCUUUUUGAACCUUUGUCAUUUUACUUUUUUUGAUUGAAGUGGUGGCUAAAGCCAUGUUAUUUACCUAAAGUAGGGUGACCAUAUAGCCUCUUUUUCCCAUGUAUGUCCUGGCAGGUGAUUUCUAAAUUUCCUAAAGACUCCAAGUGUUGGCUUUUUUCUGGCUCUUUUCUGGCUCUCUGUGGACAUUUACAGACAUUAUAGAUCCAAUCAAUUCCAAUUUCAAACAUCCUGCAGUAUUUUGAUGGAAAUAGAUACCAUGAUACACUUUUGAAAGGUUACACCAGCUACAUCCUUUGGUGGUUGACCUCUAAAAACCACAAACACAAUUCUUCUUAACACCACUAAAUUUUAAUAAAAAGUAACCACAAGUGGUGUACAGAACACAAAAUAAUGCCUCAAUACUGUUAUGUUGCAGGGUAUCAACUUCCCACUGAACCUGUGAACAGUACAUAGCAAAUUCAAUGGAAAAUCACUCGCUAAACACAAGCAAUUACUGAUAACUGUGAGUCAGGAAGCAGAACCCCUUAAAACAGAGGUUAAAUGGUACAGAUAAACUCAUUUAUCAAAAUUAAAUCAACCUUCAUAUUGCUACGAGGCAUUUGUUUCGAAGGCCCACCUAAUAUUAUAUGGGACAUAAAGUAUUUUAGGUCACACAUUAACCAGGCAAUAGAUAAACUACAGUAUAUGAUGAUAGCCACUACCUUAAUCAUACUGUAGUGUUUUUACAUGAAAUUACACAGAUCAUAUGCAUAAAAUUCACUUUUUUUAAUAAUUAAGCAGAAAUUUUGAUUAUGAUUGAGAGCGGAGUUUCGGAUUUUUCGGUUUCUUAAACAACCAAAAAUCAGUAAUUCUACAAGUAUAAAUUCCACAGCAAAUUUGACAAUCUCUACUUUGCUUCUUGACUUUUUGAUUCAUUUAGGUAGAACUGUGCAACAAACACCACCCAUAGUGUAUCCAAGACAUCUACUGUGUCUCUGUCAACAUGCCAUGCAAACACAUGACAAUAUAUGUGAAACAGAGGUAAAGAGCAUUUCUCAUCCUUAGCGAUGAAACAUCAGCAGCAAUCAAGAUGUCCGUAAGCCUCCUAGAUCAUGUCGAUUUCAUGAAGUUCAUCACCUCAAAACAAACAUUAUUUAAAAAUUGGGUAACACUUUCUAUGAA
Molecule: messenger RNA, 2717 nt
Organism: Sinocyclocheilus rhinocerous
Lineage: Eukaryota; Metazoa; Chordata; Actinopteri; Cypriniformes; Cyprinidae
Product: tyrosine-protein kinase STYK1-like
Exons: 10
Coding region: 109-1329 (406 amino acids)
Biological process (GO): cell surface receptor protein tyrosine kinase signaling pathway; protein phosphorylation; multicellular organism development
Cellular component (GO): signaling receptor complex; plasma membrane
Molecular function (GO): ATP binding; transmembrane receptor protein tyrosine kinase activity
Source: RefSeq, a predicted model, not a curated record